Molecule: messenger RNA, 2169 nt
Organism: Emiliania huxleyi CCMP1516
Lineage: Eukaryota; Haptophyta; Isochrysidales; Noelaerhabdaceae
Exons: 1
Coding region: 1-2169 (722 amino acids)
Biological process (GO): regulation of membrane potential; signal transduction; nervous system process
Cellular component (GO): membrane; neuron projection; synapse
Molecular function (GO): transmembrane signaling receptor activity; calcium ion binding; neurotransmitter receptor activity
Source: RefSeq, a predicted model, not a curated record
AUGCGCGAAUCGCUCUCGGCUCUGCUUGCGGCGACGCUGCCACAGGCCGUGGCGGUGAUUCCCGGGUCCGCGCGGUACUUCCCUCCCCCGGCGCCCAGCUACACGCAGCAGCCUUCCGCCGUCAAGCCAACGGAGCUGUCUUUCGCCGGUCGCGCAUCGGGCCCGGAGCUAACCCAGCCCAGCCUCACUAGCGAGGCCACGCGGCUUCGCAGUGACCUGCUUCGAGGGUACGACCGGUUGGCUGCUCCCAUCACCACCGUCGGCGUACAGAUACGCUUCUUCAAGGUGGAGGGAGUCCGGGCAGCCGAGGGCUCGAUGCGGCUCAAGAUCUGGCUCCGCCUGACGUGGUCCGACGAGCGGCUCCGGUGGAAUGCGGCCGAGUAUAGCAACCUCAGCUACGCCGUCUUCGGCGAGCACGAGGUUUGGGUCCCCGACAUCCAGCCCUACAAUACCAUGGUGGGGAUAAGCAACACGCUCGAUGCCGUCGCCAUGACAGUCUCUCCGGACGGCUCUGUGUUCUGGAGCCGGCCAGGCAUGCUCGACGUCAUGUGCAAAUUUUCGGGGCUAGUCGCCUUUCCCUUCGACACGCUCUCGUGUGUGAUUGAGAUGGGUGGCUGGUCCCUCAGCGGCAAUGUGCAGAACAUCACCCUCGAAGACGGCGGCUACGUCUUCUCGAGCCAGGAGGAGUCGGCCGGCACGUCGUACCAGGAGUACACUAUCAAGUCGAUCGAGGUCUCCCGGGAGACUUACUUUUACCCGUGCUGCCCCGAUGAGCCGUGGCCGAUUCUCAAGUACUUGGUCAACCUGGACCGCGCGCAUGAGUACUAUACCACGCUCGUCAUCUGGCCGUCUGUGCUGCUGACGUACUGCUCCAUGGGCGUCUUCUUCAUGUCAUGCGAGGUGGGCGAGCGCCUCUCGUACGGAAUCACGCUGCUGCUCGCGGCGGAGGUGACCAAGGUAGUGAUGGCCAACUUCCUGCCCGUCUGUGGAGAGCUGCUGUGGAUCGAUCUCUUCACAGUGGUCUGCUCCGCCUUCAGCGUCCUCUCGCUCAUCGAGUCGUUGGUGGUGCUCUCCCUUGCGUACCACCGAAAGAAGUACAUCCUUCCGAGAUGGAUAGUGCUUAUGUGCCGCCUCGCCCUCGGCUACGACCCCGCCGGACGCACGGUGCUGGCAGACGAGACUGUGCUCACAGGCGGCGUCGAUCCUGAUGUGGAGCCGUGCGCCGGCCCGAUCUACCGCAGCCUCACGCGGAGUGGCGCGGGACCAGGCAGCAGCGAGGGACCAGGUAGCGUGUGGCUGCGCGGCGCGGGCUUGUCGGGCGCGCAGAGCACCGUCGACGCGCAGGUAGUCGCUUCGCGCCUGGCCUUCUACGAGAGCCUCUUCUUUAGAAUCGACGCCGAGGCCGACGGCUACUUGGGCCUCGAGGAUAUGAGCCGCUUCCUCUCUUUCAUCUUGGUCGAGUGGGAAAGCGAAGCUUGCACGCGUGUGUGUAAGCUGGCGGACUUGAAUCAGGAUGGCCUCAUCGUCCGGAGAGAGUUUGUCGAGCUUUGCGCUACCGUCCUCGCCGACGAGCCCAUCCCAUACGUGGAGCAGGCGGCCGAAAACUUCUUGCACGCGCAGGAGCUCACGCAGCGGCGGAGCCGGGCCCACUGGGCUGGCGCCGCUCAGCAGGUCGACCGCCUCGCACGGCUGACGCUCCCCUUCCUGUACACUACCUCCCUGCUCGUCCUCUUCCAGCUCGACCUCUCCGACCCAUACCUUAGCGACCCCGGCGCGCGCAUGAUUGUUGGCAUCGGGGUACCUUCCAUGUCGACGGCUGGGAUCAUCAAGUCGCUCGUCCCCACUUUUGUCGUCCUUCUGUGCAUUGUCGGCUGGCUGGGCAUUCGGAGCUACGCUCGCCAGAGGAAGCUGCUGCGCAAGCAGCCCACGCGCGACGAGAUCCGGCUGCGCAACGGUGCGAGGCCGCGGCAGCUACCAAACAGGCUCGAGUUUCGGCGCGCCUUCGAUUCCCUUGGGGUGAGGAUCAGGAGCAGCACGAGCACCUCUAGACGAGCGGCGGCCGGGCUGCGGCCGACGGCAGUCCCGGCGCUGUCUGAGGACGACGACGAGCAGGUGGGGGCUGCGGAAAGCGCAGAACAGUGCAGCGUAUCUGUACCAUGUCCCCUGUAG